CACAGUGUAGGUACAAAGCUCUUUGUUUGAAAAAUAUGAAGCAAAAUGUCGUAAAGCUGGAAUAUGCUGUGCGAGGGCCGCUGGUCAUCAGAGCCGCUGCUAUCGAGAAUGAACUUAAAAAAGGAGCCAAUAAGCCGUUCAAGAAGGUAAUCAGAGCUAACCUUGGCGACGCACAUGCAAUGGGAGCGAAGCCUAUUACUUUCAUUCGACAGAUUUUGGCGUGUGCAUCGUUUCCAGAGCUGAUUGAGAAGUACGACUUCCCAAGCGAUGUGAAGCAGCGAGCUAACGAACUGCUGGACGCAUGUGGAGGACGAUCAGUCGGGGCCUACAGCGCGUCAUAUGGAAUAGAAAUCAUUCGCAAGGACGUAGCCAAGUACAUCGAAGAUCGUGAUGGGCAUCCUUCUAACUGGGAGGAUGUACUCAUAACGGCUGGAGCUUCCAUGGGUAUAAAAAGUAUACUGAACUUGUUUGCUCCAGGGAAUCCACCUGAUGGCGUGCUGAUUCCCAUACCUCAAUACCCCCUCUACUCGGCCACUCUAGUGGAAUUCGGGUUAGAAGGGGUGGGCUAUUACUUGGAUGAGGACAAAGGGUGGGGGCUAGAUAUGAACGAGCUGAAGGGUGCUUUGGAGAAAUCUAAGAAAACUUGCUGUGUCAAGUGUAUUGUUAUUAUUAAUCCCGGAAAUCCUACGGGUCAGGUGCUGAGAGAAAUGGGCAAACCGUACACAGACGAGGUAGAAUUGACCUCCUUCAUGACGAUCAGUAAAGGUUACAUGGGUGAAUGUGGACUCCGGGGUGGGUGGUUAGAGAUCGUGAACAUGGAUAAAGAAGUACAGACGCACCUUUAUAAAGCAUUAUCUGCGAUGCUGUGUCCGACUGUACUUGGCCAAAUUGCCACAGAUGCGGUGGCCAGACCACCAAAACAAGGAGAGCCUUCGUACGACCUGUACAUUAAGGAGAAGACAGCUGUAUUGGACUCCUUGAAGACACGCGCCAAACUGGUCGUCGAUACGUUCAACUCUAUGGAGGGAUUCAAGUGUAAUCCUAUUCAGGGUGCGAUGUACUGCUUUCCUCGAAUCCAGCUGCCACCGAAAGCGAUAGAAGCCGCCAAAGCUGAGGGAAAAGCGGCUGAUGUGUUCUACGCCUUCUCUUUGCUAGAAGAAACAGGUAUUUGCAUAGUGGCAGGCAGCGGUUUCAAACAACGCCCUGGCACCUACCACUUCAGAACGACCAUACUACCACAGCCAGAAUUGCUCAACGAAAUGCUCACAAUAUUCAAGGAGUUCCAUCAGAAAUUUACUAAGAAAUAUUCUUAGGUAUUUGUCAUUGUAUGUUUAAAAUUCGGCCAGUUUGUUGCAGUCUUGGAUGGUAUAGUCAAUUUCAGUUCUUGUUUACAUUGUCUUGCUUUAUUGAGGUGUGAAAUUGUAAAAAAUAUUUUUGAGGAGUGAGAAGCGUUAGCAACAACCGAGGAUCAACACGCAAAUCUUAAAAUAAAAGGUAGGUGUUGUCAUGAUUGAAAGUGACAAUAAGAUUUUUUUUUUAGUCUGUGUCGCUGAAGGAAAGUUAUUUUUAAAUGUUAUAACAAGGAACCAUAACCUGCAGAUCUCAUAGACGUCAGAAAUUACUUAAAAUUUGAUGAAACAAAAAAAGCACCUCAUUUCCAUUAAAACUUAAAAACUGCACUUUUAUGUAUUUCCUCAAAAUUAAAAGGUUGCAAGUAGCCUCUAAGAAAUUUGU
Messenger RNA from Leguminivora glycinivorella, 1734 nucleotides. RefSeq names its product alanine aminotransferase 2-like. The transcript is spliced from 10 exons. Gene Ontology annotation, biological process: biosynthetic process. NCBI's taxonomy places the organism in Eukaryota, Metazoa, Arthropoda, Insecta, Lepidoptera, Tortricidae. Gene Ontology annotation, molecular function: pyridoxal phosphate binding; L-alanine:2-oxoglutarate transaminase activity. Bases 36 to 1313 code for a protein of 425 amino acids. The record is from RefSeq and is a predicted model, not a curated record.